GACAGCCGUCACAUCCGCCAUCUUGAAACAACCGCCACUCCCGGGGUCUCCCCUCAGCGGCACCGCCCCGGCCGCCAGAAUCGUGCCCCCAUUGGCUCUGCUAUGUUUGCGGCCCGCCCCCACCCCGGCCUGUCAGGGCCCACGAGUAGGGGAGGGAAUAAGGAAAGGCGGAAGAGAGGUGGUGUCUGGGAGUUGUGGUUUGAUAACCCCUCCCCGGCUUUUCUGCCUCCGAUUGAAUCGAAACGGAGAACGAGCGCCGGGUCCAAAGAGAGGAAGAGAGAACUGCGAUUCCCGGCAUGCCAGCACACAUCGCCUGUUGCAGUCGAGUGGAGGGGGCGGAGUUGUGGAAUUCCUCCUUCCUCCUUGCCCCGCCCCCCCUUUGAUUCGCCCUGACCUUUGACCCUUAGGCUCGCACGGACUGGGGAAACGAGCAAUGGAGGACCGAUCGUUGCAGUGCUUGGGUGGCAACAAACCGCACUUGGAGAAACUAACUCUGGGGGUCGCCCGUAUCCUGGAAGCUUCCCCAGGAGUGACCGGAGUGUCAGUUGUGGAACGGGAACCUGCUGACAUCGGAAUGAUUACCGCAUGGGAACAAGAAAAUGACUGCGUACUGCCGGAGGAUUUGAAGAAUUUUUACCUGAUGACGAAUGGCUUCCAUAUGUUGUGGAAUGUGAAACUAGAUAAUUAUUCCAUCCCAUUGGGCAGCCUGAUGAUUAACAGCAUCAUGAAGUUGAACCAGCUCCACCAGACCUCUGUUUAUUUGCUUCCUAAUUCACCAAGUCUUGUGGACCUGGAGGAAGAUGAAGAUGAAGGGUUGGUAGCUAAUGGGGAUGACCCAGAGAAGCCACACUUCGACUCUAGAAAUCAGAUUUUUGAACUGGAUUCCUGCAGUGGAAAUGGGAAAGUCUGCCUUGUUUAUAAAAAAGAUAAACCAGCACCCCAAGAUGCUGAGAUCUGGUUUCUGGACAGAGCUUUAUACUGGCAUUUUCUCAGUGACUCCUUUACUACCUACUAUCGCCUACUGAUCACCCAUCUUGGCCUCCCCCAGUGGCAGUAUGCCUUCACCAGCUAUGGCAUUAGCCCACAGGCCAGGCAAUGGUUCAACAUGUACAAACCCAUCACCUACAACACAGCUGUUUUUGCUGAAGACGACUGCAUCUUCUUGAACAAGCUGGACCCGAGCAAGGUGUUCAAGAGCAAGAGCAAAACCUUAGUCUCUAAAAAACGGUCAUCCCUACAGAACUCAAGCUCCCAGAGAGGUUCAUCAGCUUCUCCAGGCAUCAAGCCAGCCCCCCUCCCUGGAAACCCUCUCCGGAAAUAAGCAUUUCCCAUCCCUCCCCUCCCCCCACCGCCCCCCCCCCCAGGCUUCAUGACUUCCCAAGAAGGAAUCAACACCCCAGGACCAAGAUGGUGAUGGUGUGGCUCUCACUGGCUGUAUACAGAUAAUCAAAGGGAUUUUUUUCAACAGAAUUGGAGUUCCUGACAAGAAUCAGAGACUGGGUUCUAUCCCUAGGCCUCUGAGUUUAUAAUACAGCAAGUGGAAUCAUUACAUUGUUCCCAUCACCUAAGCUUAAUUUUGGUUCCUGUUGGGCAGAAGGAAACAUCUUUUGAAACCCAGCAUUCUCCUUUCACCCUCUAUGACCCAUCACUUACACACACACACACACACACACACACACACACACACACACACACACAUACACACACACACACACAUCCAUGUACUGCCUUAAACCAGCAAGCAAUAAAAUUACAUCCCAAGUUAGAGUAUCCCCCUGACAGUUAAGAUCCUGUUGUCAGGUACUGAUGAUUCCUUGAAUAUCUUAACAUUCCCUUCCCAUGAAAAACCUACUGGGAGUACAUUUGUGCUUUCCUUGUAGCAAUUGCCUCUAAAACAUCUAAUUUUACUCUUGCUGCCUCAGUUGUUUGCCUUCCUGUUGUGGAGAGAAUGGAAUGUUUUCUUCUGAACCUUUUUAAAGAGGAGGCAGCACUGCUGUACUUUCUUUUAGUGGUCACCUUAAAUCCAUCUCAGACUAUGUUUUGUGUGACUCCACAUGAGAAAUGAUGAUGAAAACAGUAAUUAAUUUUUGAUUAAUAUGUCACUGAUGAUAUACCAUAUAACAGUGUUGAGUUGCCAAAGCUACGAACUGGUACCAUAACAUCUUUAGUAUUGUGUAUUCUUUCCCCUUAGUUUAUUAAGUCAACAAAACCAAUGAACAAACAAGAAUAAAAAAAAAGUGUGAGU
Messenger RNA from Trichosurus vulpecula (common brushtail), 2245 nucleotides. RefSeq names its product tubulin polyglutamylase complex subunit 2 (gene TPGS2). Gene Ontology annotation, biological process: protein polyglutamylation. The record is from RefSeq and is a predicted model, not a curated record. The coding region runs from base 434 to 1321 and encodes 295 amino acids. NCBI's taxonomy places the organism in Eukaryota, Metazoa, Chordata, Mammalia, Diprotodontia, Phalangeridae. The transcript has 7 exons.